This is a messenger RNA of Hipposideros armiger (great roundleaf bat), 5022 nucleotides long. It is a transcript of the gene ESRRG, whose product is annotated as estrogen related receptor gamma. Gene Ontology annotation, biological process: regulation of DNA-templated transcription. Gene Ontology annotation, cellular component: nucleus. NCBI's taxonomy places the organism in Eukaryota, Metazoa, Chordata, Mammalia, Chiroptera, Hipposideridae. Gene Ontology annotation, molecular function: nuclear steroid receptor activity; zinc ion binding; steroid binding. The transcript has 6 exons. The record is from RefSeq and is a predicted model, not a curated record. Bases 249 to 1463 code for a protein of 404 amino acids.
UGGGCAGACGCCCCCCAAUCGGCUGCGCGGCUGGGCCGGUGGGACUGCAUAUGUAAAGCCCUACUUCAUAUUAAUAAGCUCCAAUCGGGGCUUUAAGUCCUUGAUUAGGAGCGUGUGAGAGCUUUGGUCCCAACUGGCCGUGCCUGUAGGCUUGUCACUAGGAGAACAUUUGUGUUAAUUGCACUGUGCUCUGUCAAGGAAACUUUGAUUUAUAGCUGGGGUGCACGCAUAAUGGUUGCCGGUCGCACAUGGAUUCGGUAGAACUUUGCCUCCCUGAAUCUUUUUCCCUGCACUACGAGGAAGAGCUUCUCUGCAGAAUGUCAAACAAAGAUCGACACAUUGAUUCCAGCUGUUCGUCCUUCAUCAAGACGGAACCCUCCAGCCCGGCCUCCCUGACGGACAGCGUCAACCACCACAGCCCAGGUGGCUCUUCCGACGCCAGUGGGAGCUACAGUUCAACCAUGAAUGGCCAUCAGAACGGACUCGACUCGCCACCUCUCUACCCUUCUGCUCCGAUCCUAGGAGGCAGUGGGCCUGUCAGGAAACUGUAUGAUGAUUGCUCCAGCACCAUUGUUGAAGACCCCCAGACCAAGUGUGAAUACAUGCUCAACUCGAUGCCCAAGAGACUGUGUUUAGUGUGUGGCGACAUCGCUUCUGGGUACCACUACGGGGUAGCCUCAUGUGAAGCCUGCAAGGCAUUCUUCAAGAGGACGAUUCAAGGUAACAUAGAAUAUAGCUGUCCUGCCACGAACGAGUGUGAGAUCACAAAGCGCAGACGUAAGUCCUGUCAGGCUUGCCGCUUCAUGAAGUGCUUGAAAGUGGGCAUGUUGAAGGAAGGGGUGCGUCUUGACAGAGUACGCGGCGGUCGGCAGAAGUACAAGCGCAGAAUAGACGCGGAGAACAGCCCAUACCUGAACCCUCAGCUGGUUCAGCCAGCCAAAAAGCCAUGCUUCUCCACACUGUCCCUGGCGGACCAGAUGAGCCUCCUGCAGAGUGCGUGGAUGGAAAUUUUGAUCCUGGGUGUCGUAUACCGAUCUCUUUCAUUUGAGGAUGAACUUGUCUAUGCAGACGAUUAUAUAAUGGAUGAAGACCAGUCCAAAUUAGCCGGCCUUCUUGACCUCAAUAAUGCCAUCCUGCAGCUGGUAAAGAAAUACAAAAGCAUGAAGCUGGAGAAAGAAGAAUUUGUCACCCUCAAAGCGAUCGCUCUUGCUAAUUCAGACUCCAUGCACAUAGAAGACGUGGAGGCCGUCCAGAAGCUUCAGGAUGUCUUGCACGAGGCCCUGCAGGAUUAUGAGGCCGGCCAGCACAUGGAAGACCCUCGCAGGGCUGGCAAGAUGCUGAUGACGCUGCCCCUGCUGAGGCAGACCUCCACCAAGGCCGUGCAGCAUUUCUACAACAUCAAACUAGAAGGCAAAGUCCCCAUGCACAAACUUUUUUUGGAAAUGCUGGAGGCCAAGGUCUGACUAAAAGCUUCCUGGGCCUUCCUAUCCUGCACGCCGCAAAAGGGAAAAGAAACCCAAGAGUGAUGUCGAAGAAACUUAGAGUUUAGUGUAACACCAUAAAAAAUCAACAAAGACUGCACUGAUGACUUAGCAGCAAGACUCCGAAGCAGCUUUCAGAGUUCUCCAUCUCUCCCUGCCGAAUUUCUUUCUACCUGAUCUCAUCCUUUCCUUAUUUCUCUCCCUCUCUUUUAUUUUAUUUUUCUCACCUCGUCAUGCCUCCUCUCCAUUUCUUGGCUUCCUUUUGAUUCCUGGUUUCCUCUAUUUCUCAUUUCCUUCUCUUUCUUCCCUUCGUUCCUCCCUCCCUUCCUUCUCAAUUUUAAAUAGCUCUCGUUGUUAAGAAAUUUUUUUUUUCUUCCUUCCUUCUGCUGCUGAACUUUUCAAAGAGGUCUCUAAUGGAAGAGCAUAGGAAGCCAGCCCUGCCAAAGGAUGGAAAUCCAUAAUAUGGAUGCCACUGAACUUAUUGUGAACCAGAAUGUCCCCAGUGACUAAGGAAUCAAAGACAGAGCCACUGCACCUACAGUACAGUGCGAUGUCGACGAAUUGACUGAGAGCAGUAUUAGAUUUCAUGGGAGCAGCCCCUAAUUAGACAACUUAAGAACGCUGCUGCUUGUCAUCGCUUUUCCAUCUAGAUCAGUUAUAGCCAUCUGAUUCCUUAAUUGUUUUUUCAAGUCUUCCAGGUAUUUGUUAGUUUAGCUACUAUGUAACUUUUUCAGGGAAUAGGUUAAGCUUUAUUCAUUCAUGCAAUACUAAAGAGGAAUACGAAUACUGCGAUUGUGUGCUGGCUUUGAACAAUGAUGAACACUAAUCAAUGAAGGACAAAUGAAUCCUGAAGGAAGAUUUUUAAAAAAAUGUUUUGUUUCUUCUUACCAAUGGAGAUUUUUUUGUACCAGCUUUACCACUUUUCAGCCAUUUAUUAAUAUGGGAAUUUAACUUAAGCAAUAGUUGAAGGGAAGGUGCAUAUUAUCACGGAUGCAAUUUAUGUUGUGUGCCAGUCUGGUCCCAAGCAUCAGUUUCUUACCAUGAGCUCCGGUUUACCUAAACGCUCACCGGCACAAAGGAUUUGAUUACACCUGCAGUGACUCCACGUAGUCACGUACGUACGUGCUGCACAUGGAAUCCAGGCCCGUAGAAUUUCAGGAGUCACCUCUACCUGGGAGGUACAGUUGCCAUAUGAUUUCUAGCUGCCACGGUGGUUAGGAACGAGUUACUGCCUGUUUGCAAAGUUACAAACCUUGUCCCCGAGGAGCUGUGAGCCAGUAUUCAUUUCAAAGGCAAUAAGGCAAAUGCCCGAAUUUGAACAACAACAACAACAAAUCAUCCAAGCCGACAGACGUCUGACCAAAUUCUAAAACCUAUGUAUAUGAGUUGAAUCAUUUAGGGAUGUUUGUUUAAAUUAAUCGGCAGAUUUUUACCAAGAGCAAAGCCAAUGUAUCUGCUUUUCAACCAGUCUUGUCACAGCAAGAGUGUCAGUCAGGUUCCCGACUGUUAAGAGGUGUAAUCUAAAGAAGCAAUCAAUUAGACGCCCCCGAAAUCUAGAGUCGCUGAAUAACCAAUAAACAGUACCCUCCAUCCAAUGCUAUCCCAACGGACCAGUGUUAGUAGCUGCUCCCUGUACUAUGUGAACAGUCAUAUUCUAUGUACACAGAUGUAAUUAAAACUGUAAUCCUAACAAACAAAAGAAGUGUAGUUCAGCUUUUCAAUGUUUCAUGUUUGCUGUGCUUUUCGGAACUUUAUGUUGCAUUCUAAGAUUGUCGUCUUGUUCUUCUUGUGGUGUUUGGAUUCUUGUGGUGUGUGCUUUUAGACACAGGGUAGAAUUAGAGACAAUAUUGGAUGUACAAUUCCUCAGGAGACUACAAGUAGUAUAUUCUAUUCCUUAACAGUAAUAAGGUUCUUCCUAAUAAGAAUUAAGAGAUCAAAACUCCAGACACGUACUCAUCACGAACAGAUAUACAUCGAAAUCAUAAUAAUAUUUUCAAAACAAGGAAUCAUUUCUUUAAUGGUUUAUUAUAGAAUACCAAUGUAUAGCUUAGAAAUAAAACUUUGAAUAUUUCAAUAACAUAGAUAAGUCUAAUUUUUAAAUGCUGUAUAUAUGGCUUCCACUCAAUCAUCUCUCAGAUGUUGUUAUUAACUCGCUCUGUGUUGUUGCAAAACUUUUUGGUGCGGACACGUUUCCAAAACUAUUGCUACUUUGUGUGCUUUAAACGAAAUAUCCUGGGUUGAUGUUACAUCAGCCUCAUGCUAGGAAUACUGUGUAUCUAUCAUUAGCUAUAUGGGACUAUAUUGUAGAUUGUGGUUUCUCUGUAGAGAAGUGACUGUAGUAUGAUUCUAGAUAAAUCAUCAUUAGCAAUUCAUUCAGAUGGUCAAUAACUUGAAAUUUAUAGCUGUGAUAGGAGUUCAGAAAUUGGCACAUCCCUUUAAAAAUAACAACAGAAAAUCCAACUCCUGGGAAAAAAAAAGGUGCUGAUUCUAUAAGAUUAUUUAUAUAUGUAAGUGUUUCAAAAGAUUAUUUUCCAGGAAGUCUGUGCAGGGUUUAAGUUGCUACUGUUCAACCACAUUAUAUAGAACUAAAAAUAUAUACAAUAUAUGCAUUGUUUUUACUGUAUCACAUUAAAGUACUUGGGCUUCAGAAGAAAGAGCCAAUUGACUAAAAACCUGAGAUGGAGAUAUGUCAAAAGAAGGAAGUACAAUUGUUUAGCUUUCAGUUUAAGUAAAACAAGGAUCAUAUAAAUAGGAAACACGACUAACGUGAAGGCCUAAAGAACUGUAGGAGCUUUAGGGUACAUGCUCCCCUUAAACCUCGCUUGAGGUAAGUUGUUUCAAGUUUCAAGCAAGACCAUUUACUUAAUGUGAAGUUUUGGGAAAUUAUAAAGGUGUAUGUUUUAGCCACAUGAUUUUAAUUUUAAUUUUGCUUCUUUUCGGUUUGUUAUUUAAAGCAAUAUGAUUGUGUGACUCCCUGCAGUUACACUUGUGUUUCAAUCAGAUCAGAUUGUUGUAUUUAUUCCACUAUUUUGCAUUUAAAUGAUAACAUAAAAGAUAUAAAAAAUUUAAAACUGCUAUUUUUCUUAUAGAAGAGAAAAUGGGUGUUGGUGAUUGUAUUUUAAUUAUUUAAGCGUCUCUGUUUACCUGCCUAGGAAAACAUUUUAUGGCAGUCUUAUGUGCAAAGAUCGUAAAAGGACAAAAAAAAAAAUUAAACUGCUUAUAAUAAUCCAGGAGUUGCAUUAUAGCCAGUAGUAAAAAGAAUACUAAUAAUACUAAUAAUAAUAAAACCAUGUCUAUAGCUAUAGAUGGGCUUCACAUCUGUAAAGCAAUCAAUUGUAUAUUUUUGUGAUGUGUACCAUACUGUGUGCUCCAGCCAAUGUCCAUUUGUGUAAAUGUAUUUAUUUUAUAUUGUAUAUAUUGUUAAAUGCAAAAAGGAGAUAUGAUUCUGUAACUCCAAUCAGUUCAGAUGUGUAACUCAAAUUAUUAUGCCUUUCAGGAUGAUGGUAGAGCAAUAUUAAACAAGCUUCCACUUUUGAUCGCU